Molecule: messenger RNA, 4963 nt
Organism: Danio aesculapii
Lineage: Eukaryota; Metazoa; Chordata; Actinopteri; Cypriniformes; Danionidae
Gene: kctd14
Product: potassium channel tetramerization domain containing 14
Exons: 2
Coding region: 61-786 (241 amino acids)
Biological process (GO): protein homooligomerization
Molecular function (GO): protein binding
Source: RefSeq, a predicted model, not a curated record
UUCUCACCUGACUCACAUUCACACCUCUCUCUGAGUGACCGCUGAAGUUUGAGCAGAAUCAUGAGUUUACCGGACUAUAAAACAAUUGGAAAACAGUCCUCAGCACCUGUGCAGUCGAAAUCCCAGGUUGUGCGUCUGAACAUUGGAGGUCAUGUGUUCAGCACGACGCUGGGAACCAUCCGUAAAUUCCCGAACUCCACUCUGGCGGAGCUGAUAAAUGGAUCCAGCAAACGCAUGGACUCUGAGGGCCGCUACUUCAUAGACCGCGACGGGACGCAUUUUACACACAUCCUGGAGUAUCUCCGAACAGAAAAACUCCCCAGCGAACACUUGCAGGAGGUGCACAAAGAGGCGCUUUACUACGACAUCAAACCUCUGGUCAAAGCCAUCGAGGAGACGCCGCAGUUUUUCGGAGAGACCGUCGGAAGGCAGCAGUUUUUAGCCCGCGUGCCCAAUUAUCGAGAAAACCUGGAGGUGAUCGUACGUGUGGCCAGAGCCGAGGCCAUCGCUUCUCGACACUCCAACAUUAUCGUGUGUGUUUUAAGGACAGAAGACGAUUUAUCCAGAUAUAAUGAUGCUAUCGACAGCCUGGACGCUCCCAGAGAGUCCGUGGUGAGCUUUGGUCCAUGGAAAGCUCCGGCAUCUGUUGAGGAUCUGUUAGAUUGCGUCAAAAUGGACAUAGAAGCUAAAGGAUAUAAAGUAAAGAUUCAAGCGCACAGUGUAGAUAAAGGGUUUCUCUUUAAGAGCUACGGCUUCUUCUAUAAACUCAUUUUCACCUGGUGGUAAGGGCUGGAAACGCCUAUGCAACCUAUUUUAUCCAUCUAUGCAACAAUUAUAAUGUAAUAUAAUAAUAUAAAUAUAGCAAUUAAUGCCAAUUGAUAGUUAUACAGUGAAUGCCCUUCCAGCUGCAACCCAGUACUGGGAAACACCCAUACGCACUUGCAUUCAUACACAUACUACGGUCAAUUUAGUUUAUUCAAUUCACCUAUAGCGCAUGUGUUUGGACUGUGGGGGAAACCGGAGCACCGGCAGGAAACCCACACCAACACGGGGAGAACAUGCAAACUCCACACAGAAAUGCCAACUGACCCAGCCGGGAGCUUCUUGCUGUGAGGUGAAAGCGCUAACCAUUGAGCCACCGUGCCGCUCUAAUAUGAUUUCUCUAUUUAGAAUUUGCAAGCAAUAGUUUUCUGAAAUUAUAUUAUUAAGGAGAAAGUCCGAUGUGUGAAUAUAAAACCAACAUUACCCCAGUUAUGACAGACGACUGUCAGUGAAUGAUGGGUAAUAAUAUUUUAUCUGUCAGGAUGUGUUCAGCCCUUGUUUAAUAUUGACUCUAGUCUUACUGUCCUGUCAUGUGGCCUAAAAAAGCAUGUGCAUGAAUGUCUCUGAAACAUUUAAAGGGCACCUAUGACGAAAAUCAACUUUUGGAAGCCGUUUGGACCGAACUGUGUGUAGGCAUGUGUUCAGUGUCGUCUGCGGUGAUAAAAAGACAAUAAAGCCCAAUCCCAAUUCUAUUUUUAUACUCCUACCAUUUCCCCUUGGCCAUUGAAACAGAGUCUGAAGGAGAAGGGCUUCAAAAUCUACCCCUAAGAAAUGGGACAGCACUACAACAACACCUGCACAUGUCAUCAUUUGUCAUCACGAUCUCUUGCUUCAUAUGAGAUCAGAUGAUGGCGACUGCUGUAGUCAUUCGUUGUGUUAUUUUUUUGUAUUUAUCUUCAGGAAACAACUGAAGGCAUAUAUCAUGUUAUCAUGCUGAUCAAAUGUAGCAAUAAGCUUGUAACUAUACUGUGCAUUUACACAGUGGCCAUAUUCAUCAUGUAAACAACAUUAACAUCAUAGCAGACACUGUAAAAAGCUCAUUCCCGGCCACUAGACUAUUCUGAAAGGGUAUUCGAGUGUCAGAAUGUUGUGGGACUGCUGUACAGGAGUUAUUAUUAUGGAUUAUAGAUGACAAAAUUUAGCUGAAUUUUUUUUAUUUUAGCGUUUAAAAAAAUAAAAAAUAAAAAAAGCAUGACGGUAAAUGUAUUAAAGGGCACCUAUGGUGAAAAAUCUACUUCUCAAGCUGUUUGGACAGAAAUGUGUGCAAGUAUAGUGUAUAAACUGUCAUAUUGGGGUGAAAUUAACACACCCAGUCCUUUUUUUUCAAAUUUAACAACAUAAAAACGGUGGACCAAUUGGAGCGGUUUUCAGAUCGACCACAACUUUACGUAGAAGUGCGGUUCCCCGCCCACCAAUAUUGAUUGACAGCUGCACAUUAACAUGUCCGGUAGUCACGUGUAUAAUCAUAUCAACAAGAGAGGACAAGCGCAAAGCAGCCGGGAAUAAAAGGUGUGUUCAGUUCACUAGGAUCAUCAAACGUGAUCAAGAGUGAGUUUCACAAGUUUAACAUGUUUUAAAACAGAGCACGUGUGUAAUGAAUUACAGAGACUUACUUCACCUCAGCACAGCCGCGUGUCAGAACAAUUAUAAAGGAAGACGCUUCAAUCCCGCUUUGUGGACGUUAAAUCGGGUUUAUUUUGUACAUUAACAUAACAGAUAUCCAUACAGCAGUGGAGAUUAACCUGUAUCCUGUCACAUAUGCGUGCAAAACGAGUGCAAAGCUUAACGCGCUGUCUGAUGCAAAAAAUGCAUCAAAUACUGAUUGUUAAAGUUCUUACUGUAGUAUUUCUCACACACGUUACGUUAGAUCUGCUUCCUGAGGCAGCCGAGGGCGGCGAUUGCUUUCAGGCAUGUGGGAACGGUGGGCGGGGAGGACUAGCCUUAAAGGGCCAGUACAAAAACACAGCAAAACCUUAUUUCCAGCUAUAAUACAGACACUUCAAACAGCUCUAAUAAAUAAUCUGAUGGGUGUGUUGAGCUGAAACUUUACAGACACAAUCUGGGGACACUAAAGACUUAUAUUAAAUAUGAAAAAAGGGGUAACCUAUGUGCCCUUUAAAUCAUGUGCUUGUUUGUUGUAAAAAUGUGUAAUAAUGACAAAAAAUACUAAUUUGUGCAUCUCCUUACUUCUGUGUGCAGCCAUGCUGCCGUUCUAGAUGGUGUAUUCUGGGGAAUUUUUGUACCCCUUGGUUUGGAGUGUAAUCCUGAAAAAUCUGUUUCAAGGGCUAUCUAGAUCUUCCCGUUAGCCCUACGCCUUCAAGCUAAGAGAAUUGGGACACCCCUACCCCUUCACGUGAACGCGCAAAACGAGCGGUAAGGGCUAAGGUGUACAAUUGGGAUUGGGCCUAAGUCUCUUUUUAAAAAUAUUUUCAAGUUAAAAUAGGAUCCAAAUUCCUCCCGCUUUGAGGCCCACCGCAGCGUGACAUAGGAGUGCGGUUUCCACACUUACCGAAUCAAUUGACCGUCGCGUAUUAACAUGUCUCCGUAGUUUCUAGGAUUAAAAGAUCGCUGUGAUCAUCAAUAAUCAUCAAAUGUGAUCAAGAAUGAGUUUAAAAUGUUUAAAACAAUGCAUGUUUGAAAUAAAAUAAGUUAAAGACAGUAAAAUCGCUGUAAUUCAUCACCACUGCUGCAUGUCAGUGUAAUUACAAAACGAGAUGCUUUAAUCCUGGUUUGUUGACAUUGAAUCAGGUUUAUUUUGUACAGUAACAUAACGGAUAUCAUGCAGAAGUGGAUAUUAACGUGUAUUCUGUCACAUUUGCCAUGCAAAACAGUGCAAAGUUAAACAUGUUAAGCAAACUUUGUAACGACAUUGUGUGUGACUCAUCGUUACAAAAAGGCUUGAAUUCACUCCACAACAAAUAUAUCAAAUAACCGAUGGGGAAAGUUCUCGCUGUAGUAGGGAGAUCUGCUUCAUUCUUGUCUGUCACUGUGCUGUUUAUCUGACGUGAGACGCAGCAGGAGUGUAGGUUACCCAUCAGAGUGAUACAGAGAGAUCUCUGUGGCUCUGACACGUAACAGUGGGCGGGGCGAACCAGUUCAUUAGGAUUAAAAGCAAAGGCAACAGCUACAAUGUGCUCAGAGCGGAGAAACCUAAUAUUCUGAAAGGUAUAAUAAAUAAUCUGAUGGGUGUUUUGAGCUGAAACUUUACAGAGACAUUCUGGAGACACAAAAGACUUAUCUUAAAUCUUUAAAAAGAGGUAAAAUAGGUGCCCUUUAAAGAAAAUUAGGAAUAGGAAUAUACCUUUUAGUAAAAAUUUAUUAUUAUAUUUUGGCUAAAAUUAGUGUGUUAUUGAUGAAUCAUCUGAUUGUGGUUAUAUGAUCUGAUUGCAAUUAUUUGGGAUAAUAAUAGUGAAGUUUAAAGUUUAUUUUAACAAAUUUUGCUAUUCGAAUAAAGAAAUUCACGCAGAUACAUAAAUGCAGCCAAGGGAUAUAGUGCAAAACAGUGCAGUUUAACGUUUCUAAUUAAUUAUUUUGUAUUUAAUUUCUUUACAUUAAUGGAAUGCUAAAGACACUUAUAUUCCUGUAUACAAGGUGUAUUGAAGCAUUAGGAUUUAUUUUAUUUUAACUUCAUUACAUUUCAGCUACAUUUCAAAGAAGUAAGUUAUUAUUAGUCUGGAUUUGAUGUCAUUAGGAAUGUGUUUUGAAUAAAAUAUUGGUUAGUGUUAUGCUUUUUGUUAGGGAUAAAGUACAUCCAGCAGGCUGUUAUCUCAGAAUAUGAGCCUGUGUUAUUUAGUGGUUGUUAUUUUGGGAAAACAUACCCUGGAAUGUCACAGCUGACCAAUCAGAAGUGAGUUUUAUUAGUCUUAAUAAUGAUAAUUUAAUAUAUACUGUGUGUAAUGUGUAACGUUUUGGCAUGUAUUAGGCAGAUGAUAGCAUCCAAAAUGUAUUUCCCUCCAUUCAGGAUUCAUGCGAUCUGUUCAUGAAUGCCCAAUUUGUUUUAUAAGAAUGACCAUUUAUAGCAGAAUUAGGUGCAGUUUAUACACUAAUAUUAUUAUUGCUAUAAUUUGUUCCAUAUCUGUAUAUGUUGUCUGUUCAGUUUUGUAUGUACUCAUUGUCUGCUUCAUUUUGUUAACUGAUCAAU